Messenger RNA from Clonostachys rhizophaga, 180 nucleotides. The record is from the annotation of a GenBank genome assembly. Lineage: Eukaryota; Fungi; Ascomycota; Sordariomycetes; Hypocreales; Bionectriaceae.
AUGGCUGUCGCACCAAUUACUGGAAUGCUCCGACGAAACCUCGUCUUGGACCUCGGAAUCGCCCUCGGAACCGGUUUCGCCAUGGCCAACCUCUUCUGGUACGGUUACCACGCUCCCCGAACUGCGGCCCGUGACCAGUUCUACACCAAGCUCGAGGCCGAGCGGGCUGCGAAGCAGUAA